This is a messenger RNA of Arvicanthis niloticus (Nile rat), 345 nucleotides long. Lineage: Eukaryota; Metazoa; Chordata; Mammalia; Rodentia; Muridae. The record is from RefSeq and is a predicted model, not a curated record.
AUGAAGACAGUCACAGUCUUGUUUCUGGUGGCGUUGAUUACUGUGGAAAUGAACAUUUCCUGUGCUCUCUCUUCAACCAAAAAAUUAGAAAAACCUGGAGCUUGUCCCAAGACUUCCCCAGGAAGUAUUGGCAUUUGUGUUGAACAAUGCUCAGGAGAUGAAACAUGCCCUGGCAAAAUGAAGUGCUGUAGCAAUGGCUGUGGUCAUGUCUGCAAAAUUCCUGUCUUUAAAGUCUCCUGGAGCUGCAUUUAUUUAGUGGAUGAUGAUGCAGAAGCAGGUAUGGCUCAAGAGUUCCCUGUUGUAAAGCAAUACAACAUCCUGCAGCAGUGGAUCUCAAAGUCCUGA